UAAAUGUCAACAGUUAAUGCAAAAUCGAUUUUUAAACACAGCGUGCCAAAGCCACAAAGAGAAAGAACGAAGCCUGGAGAUUUCUACUUUUCCUCAAGACAUUACCCACUUGUUUGCUACCAAUACCAGUGCUCAAAACAUGUGUAAUGUGUUGGAGUUAGGGGUUGUUGCUGAAACUAUAAGCUAAUGAUAGCAAUUUAAAGAUGGCAGCCGCACGGGAAAAAAUAUUUUAUGAGAUUUGCCACCAUGCUCAGAAGUCUCCUCAAGUUCUCGACGCUGAUAUUCAACAGGAUGAAGAAAUUAGGCGCAACUGGAGGAGUGGAUUUUCUUGGUUUUCAAUUAGGAGGCUGAAACAACUUAGAAUUGGUUGGCCAGCUCAGAGGGAAGCAACUGUCAAGGAGGGAAAAUCAAUAGUUUUUUCUGCCAAUUCUGAAUAUAUUGCAAUCUUAUUCCAGAAUCAAGUUACAAUUUUGAGUAAAGAUGACAACUACACAGAUGCCUGUGGAACCUUUACUGCUCUACCUGAAUCUGAGGCUUUCUUGUAUGGAGUUUGGGUGGAUAAUCGGAAUAUCCUUGCAGUAUCUGAUAGCUUGGAUACUAUAUACUUUCUAAAACCAAAUGGAGAAGAGCUGACAAGGAUUCCAAAAAACCAUUUACAAGCAACGGGGGCAAUUAUUGGAUUAUUUGUAUGGGAGGAUCAGAGCGCUAAUAAAUAUGAUAGGUAUCAUAUCAUUGUUAUUACAGCAGAUUGUAUUCUUCAUCAAGUUGUUGUUGAUGGGGAAAAUAUUGCAAUUGCUUCUUCCAGCAGCAAGCCAGUCCAACAGUCAAAACUGAGAAAGCAACACCCCUUUGGUAUCUCAUGUUCUUGCUUUCACCGAGGCCUUUCUAUGCUUGUUUUGGCAGGGCCUAUAAGAAUGGAUGAAAGAGAUGAAGGUGUUGCAGGUAUAUAUGGUCUAUCUGUCUGGCGCUUAACAAAGACAUCAGAUCUAGAGCUGAUCUGCUUUCAUUCACAACUUAGAGGAGUACUCUGUUUUCCAAAGAGUCACUCAGGACCAUUUUUUUCUCCAAAAUUGAUCAUUGCAUCUUGUGGAAGGCAUCUUGCAGUCUUGGAUUUGACAGAAAAUUUGUGUGUCUUAACCCUGGAAGGGAGGCCACACUCAGAUGAAAUUUCCCUUAGUGAAAAUAUUGUGAAAAAUUUAGAUGAAGGAAUAACUACUGCAAGUCUACAUGGCAUUAGAGAUAUUGCAUGGUGGUCUAAGGGGAAACUUUUGGUUGUGAAAACAAAUGGAUCUGUUAAUGUAGUUGAUAUCCCUAGUUUCAACAAUAUUCUAGAAGAGGUGCCACUGUUUUCUUCACCAGUAGUGGGAAAAAAUCAGCAAUCUGAAGGGCAUAUUUUUGUUUUAGAAACUUUAUUUUCUGAGCAUUUAUCAGAAGAGAUAUCUGAAUCAGUAGAGCCAAAAAGUUCUGAGGAUGUGCUAGGUAGUACGAAGAAUUCUUCCCAAACUUAUCCUGAGAAUGGAAGCAGAGGCGUAGGAUGGAAGUUGAUAUCUCUAUUGGAACAGUCAGCAUCUCAAAAAUAUAAAAUACUGAUAAAUGGUCAGAAAUAUGAGGCUGCACAUCAGUUUGCUAUCCAGCAAGGACUUGAUAAAGAUGAAGUGUUCAAGUCUCUAUGGCUGCAUUCUGAUUAUGGAAAAGAGUCAAUCCAAAAAUAUUUGCCUAAUAUUGAAGACCGAAGUUGGGUGCUUUCAGAGUGCAUUGAUAAGGUAGGUUCAAGUGUAGAUUCUAUACAUGCUAUUCUCUCAUAUGGGCUUCUUGAGACAGAGAAUAACAAAUUUGAAGGAAAGCAGAAAGCUGAUAGCAGUACAAUGUGGAAAUAUUGUACAAUGAGACUCCGCCUCCUGCAAUACAAUGACAGGCUUGAAACAUUUUUAGGAGUCAACAUGGGCAGAUUUUAUUCACAAGACUAUGCGGACUUCCGCAGAAUGCCUCUCAAUAAAAUAGCCAUUGCUCUUGCAGAAAGUGGAAAAAUUGGGGCUUUAAACUUAUUAUUCAAUCGGCAUAGCUAUUCUUUAGCACCUUUCAUCUUGCAAAUUCUAAAUGCAUUUCCUGAAACCAUUCCUGUCCACAACUAUGAUCAGUUGCUGCCUGGGUUAUCUCCGCCAAAAAAUGCAGGAACAUUUAGGGAUGAAGAUUGGGUUGAGAAUCAAGAAAUGUUGUCCUUCAUUGAGAGCCAUUCACCAGAACAACAUGAUGACAUUGAUCUUAGAAUGAGCACAGAAAAUAUGGUGAAACUACAUCGUGGACUGGUCUGGCCAUCUGCUUCGGAAAUUGUUGAAUGGUACAAAGAACGAGCAAGGGCUAUAGACAAAGUGAGUGGGCAACUGGAGAAUUCUCUUUCUUUGGUGGACAUUGGUCAGCACAAAGGAAUACUAGAGUUGAGAGGUCUUUUAGAAGAUAUCUCUGAUUUAUAUCAUGUUGUGUUUUCUGGUAUUGAUAACAGUCACAACACUUUAAAGGACAUUGAUUUAAGUCUUAGUACAUGGGAACAGCUUAAUGAGUAUGAGAAGUUUAAGAUAAUGCUCGAUGGAUUCAGUGAAACCACAGUAGUAGAAAGGUUGAGGGAGCUGGCCAUACCAUUCAUGCAUCGGAAGCUCGGCACAAAUAAUAUAAUUGUGAAAGAUGAUUCUUUAAAUGAUCAAUCAGUGAAUUUGUCAGCCUCUGAAUUGCAUUCAGAGACAUAUCUAGUUAGAUGGCUGAAAGAAAUUGCAGAGGAUAAUCAACUGGAACUCUGCUCUGUGAUUAUAGAGGAAGGAUGCAAGUGUGCAGAUGUGAAUUGGUUUUUUAAGGAUGAAACUGAAAUGAUAGAGGUAGGCCUGCACUGUAUCUAUACUUGUACCCACACUGACAAGUGGAGUCUCAUGGCUUCUUUGUUAUCUAAGCUUCCAAGGAAUGGAUUGAGAAGCAAACAUUCGUCUGUUGUUUAUGAUGAUUUUAGUUCUAGACAGGGAUUUAGAAAAGGCUUGGAAAGAGUGCUUGGACAGUCUUCUGGUAGUGUAUCAUCAAAUUCAAAGGUUGUCAUGAGUCCACUGUUUUUUGAUGAAGAGGAUUCUAGUCAUCCAACCACAAGCAGAAAUCGCGAUGUCUGUGAUAGGGAGGAGAAAGGGGUGGAGGUUCUUGAAAACUUGGAGAAGAGAUUGAGAGUGGCUGAGGACCAUGUUGAAGUAGGAAGGCUAUUGACAAAUUAUCAGGUUGCAAGACCAAUUAAGUUUUUUCUUGAAGCUCAUGGGGAUGAAAAGGGAGUCAAACAGCUACUUCGUUUACUUCUUUCCAAGUUUGGGCGACGUCAACAGGGAAGAACAGAUGGUGAUUGGGCUCUCAUGUGGCACGAUAUGCAGUGUUUUCAGGAAAAGGCGUUUCCGUUUCUAGACACUGAAUAUAUGUUAAUGGAAUUUUGUAGAGGGUUACUAAAAGCUGGAAAGUUCUCCUUGGCAAGGAAUUAUUUAAACGGGAUACCAAGUACGCCUUUAGCAAUGGAAAAAGCAGAGAAACUUGUUCUUCAAGCAGCACGUGAAUAUUUUUACUCAGCUUCAACUUUGGAUUGCCUUGAAAUCUGGAAAGCUAAGGAGUGUUUGGAUCUUUUGCCGAAUAGUAAACAAGUCAAGGCUGAAGCUGAUAUGAUGGAUGCUAUUACUGUUAAACUUCCAAAGUUAGGUGUAUCUCUACUGCCCAUGCAGUUUAGGCAGAUUAGAGACCCAAUGGACAUAGUCAAAAUGGCUGUUGUGAGUCAAACAGGGGACUAUCUCAAAGUUGAAGAACUCAUUGAGGUUGGAAGACUUUUAGGAUUGACUUCCCCAGAUGAUAUUGCAGUAGUAGAAGCAGCAAUUGCAAGAGAAGCUGGAGCAACAGGAGAUCUUCAGUUAGCUGUGGAACUUUGUCUUUCUUUGGUGAGGAAAGACCAUGGGCCAAUUUGGGAUUUAUGUGCUGCUUUAGGAAGAGGACCUGACCUUGAUAAAAUGGAUUUCUAUUCUCGCAAAGAACUUCUUGGUUUUGCUCUAGGCCACUGUGAUGAAGAAUCAAUUGGUGAGUUACUUCAUGCUUGGAAAGAAAUCAACUUAGCAAAUCAAUGUGAGGACUUAGGAAAGGUCCUUGGGAAGAAAGUCUCGACAUUAUCUGAUCAAGAAGCAUUCAUUGCAUCCUUUCCUGUCACAAAUGUGAAACAGAUCAUAGGUUUAAUGGAGAGGACUGAAAGAGGGUACACUGAGAGCAUUCAAGAAACUCAACAUGAGGAAGCAGUUUUUAAGAUUUUGAAAGAUGCUCUUUCCAGUUGCACAGAAAAGUUCAUUAGCAAUGGGAAGUUUGAUUGGGAUGCACUUUUGCAUGAGAAUAAACGGUUUAUGUCUUUUGCUGCUUUGCAACUUCCAUGGCUUCUAGAACUAAACAAGACAAGUUUAGUUGACCUGAAUGGACUGUCAGAUAGUAGCUUUUCUAUCUUUGCAAGGGAUUGUUCUACCAUGCGGGCACGUGCAUUAGCUGCUAUUCUGUACUGGCUUGGCUGUAAUAACAUUGUUCCGAAGGAUAAUCUUAUUGCAAGUAUUGCAAAAAUGGUGAUGGAGAGGUCAGAUUUGAAAGAUUCUGAUUUGCUUGGGUGUUCCUAUCUGUUAAACCUUUUAGAUCCUCAUUUUGGAGUGGAAGUUAUUGAGGAUGCUCUAAGAACAAGAAAAGAGUAUGAUGAGGUUCAUAGUGCCAUGAAUAUCGGAUUGUUAUACAGUUCUUUACAUGGUUCUUCUUUUGGGACUGGUACUCCUGAACAGCGAAGGCGAUUGCUGAGCAACAAUUUUUGGGAUUCUCAUUCAACUGUUACAGAUUGCAUGAAUGAAAAGGAGGAGAUAGAGACAACCUUCUGGAAAGAGUGGAGAUUAAGAAUUGCAGAACAACAAAGACUGGCUCAGCAGGCAAGGCUUUUAGAACAAAUGAUCCCUGGGGUGGAAACAAGAAGGUUUUUGUCUGGGGAUACAGCAUAUGUACAAAACACAGUUUUUUCUUUGAUCGAGUCUGUAAAGAUUGAGAAAAAGAGCAUUCUUUCGAAGGGAUUAAUGCUGGCAAACAUGUAUAGAGUUGACAGAUCAGAGGUCCUUAUAAGAUAUUUAAGUUCUGCACUUAUAUCAGAAGUAUGGACAAAUGAAGAUAUUGAAGAAGAAAUUUCGGAGCACUGGAAUGAACUAUUUGAGCAUGAUGCAGAACUUCUUAAAGUCCUUAGCUCAACUGUGUACCCCACCCUUGAUACUUCUAAUAAGCGCCGAUUAACUUUCUUGUACAAAAUUCUUUCUUCUUGCUACGUGCAUUUAAAAGAAAGAUUGGAUUUGGAUCAUUUGUUAGGGGCUGAAGACGAGGAAAUUUUGAGUGGUCUAAAAAAUGAGCUCUUGAAUUUCAUAAAAACAAUGAUUACUGCAGGCUGCUCCUUUAGAACUCUUACCCGUAUUUGCUUUCAAGGAAGACCAAUAUUUAUCUCAGAUAGCAGAUCAGAUCUAGAUAAUUAUACGACUCAUCAGAAAGACAUACAUGAAUCCAGGGAAAGGCUGGCAUCCACAGGAAGGAAAGAUGAGAAUAUACUUAAAGACAUCAUGGAUGGAUAUGUGAGUGCUAUUGAUUCUGCAUUGUCAGAGAUAUGUGGCCAGACAUCUGAUUCAGCAGUUGAAAUUAAUAAAUUUAGCUCUAGAAAUCUGUGCAAGGUAUUGUCAUCACUUGCUGGUGCAGAUUAUGAUGACGAUGAUGUUGAAAGCUCUGACUCAAGGCAGCAACAUUUUGUCAUUUUACAAAGAAUGAGACGUGUGGUUUGGUCGAAGUUGACUGCAUUUGCUGAAGAUUUGCAGCUACCUGGUCAAGUUCGAGUUUAUUUGCUGGAAAUUCUUCAAUGUAUUGCUGGAAGGGGCCAUAUGCAUGCUUCUGGUGCACAGCAUGACAGUUUAUUACCCUGGGAUCAGUGGGAUGCCUUCCAGCAUAUGGAUAUUGAGAAUCUUUCUGAGAAAGAAAAUCAAUCAAAUGCCAAUACUUUGAGAAGUACUUUGGUUGCCCUGAAGUCAAAAGAGUUGAUAUCUACUUUAUGGCCAGGUGUAGAAGUAAAUGGAAAGGAUCUUGUGAGUGUUGAUUCAUCAGUGUCCUUAUUUUGUGUAUUAGCUGCUAAUGCUGUAUCUAAACAACAUAUAUUAACUUUAAUAUCGCUUCUGAAAGAGUGGGAAUGCUUGUUUGAGAAUGUCAAUGAAAGAUCUGAGACUAUGCAGACAGAAGACUCAAAGAGAACAACAGAUGAACAAGAUAAUUGGAGCGAAGAAGCCAUGUGGGAUGAUGGAUGGGAAGCACUUGAAGAUCUAAAAGUAGAGACAAAUAGCAAUGUGAACAAAGUUGUUUCAGUCCAUACAUAUCAUAUGUGUUGGCAUAUAAUUCUUGACAAACUUGUUGAACAGUGCGAACUGGAAGAUGUUUUAAUGAAGCUUGAUGAGGCAUGCUCAAACAAAGCUAUAAUAUUACUCACUGAGGAUGAGGCACGUAGGUUAACUGCAAAGUUGAGUAAGCUACAGCCUGCCAUUGCACUGAAAAGUGCCUUGUUACUUCCCUAUGAUUCUCUUUGGUUUGAAACAUUGGAGAUGUUUGCGGACAAACUGAAGGAGAUCAGGACAUUUGACAGCAAUGGACAAGAGAGUAAUACCAGUGAUGUACUAAAUGAAAACAACAUAUCAGAUGGCUUAAUGGAUAAUGGACUAUUAGCACUCAUUUUAUAUGCAGGUCUUUUGCCAUCCAUUGCUGGUAACCCUAAAUUUAUUACUAUUUUCUCUUACAUGUGUGCUUUGCUGGGGCAACUGGUGUGCUUGCUGCAAGAAAAUUAUUUAUCGUUACAAAGGAAGUCAAUCCAAGUUCCCUUUUCAAGAGAAAAUGAAAAUGAAUCCCUUUUCCUCUGCGAUGUGGCUUUCCCUAUUUUUAUAGCAGAACUCACAAGGGGAAAGCAUUAUUUUCUAGCAGGAACAAUGGUAUUUCAAUUUAUGCACGUACAUCCAACUUUUUAUUCUAUGGAUGGUGUAUAUGUUGCUCUGAAAAGAUACUUAGAAAUGCAAAUGAAAGUAGGUCAGGUAAAAUAUCAGAAUGCUAUAGGUGCUGUGGACUUUCCACACGGUAUGAAGAACAUUGCUAAUGGCUUGAGAGAAAAACUUCCAAGCAUGAUCAAAACAGCUUUUUCUACACUUUCCAAGGAUGUUAAGUAACAAGGCCCUUAAUGAUUUAAUGUUGUUGAGAUUCACAUGAAAUUAUUUAUAAUCCAAUUUUGUUGUCUUUUUCCCUAUGCCUGCACGGGAGGGACAGUGGAGUAGCCUCAUUUUGCUAACUCAUCCUUUCUACAUGCAAUUGAUCCUCAUCAUUACAUGUAAAAUUAUUUUGUUUCUGGACGGGUGACUGCGUGUCCUAUAUUUUUUUGUGGAAUGUGUAAAACAUUUUUAAUUUAAUAGAUUCUGACAAACGUAUUCAUCAAAAAAAGAAAAAAAAUUGUUUUGGUGGUUGACUCGAUCGGAUUACACAAUGGAAGACUUUCAGUUGACUUGUAGUCAAGGAUAUCAUUCCACUUGAAAACAGCAUUAAAUCCAUACCACAAUAAAUUUUAUAUUGCCUUA
This is a messenger RNA of Cryptomeria japonica (Japanese cedar), 7655 nucleotides long. RefSeq names its product MAG2-interacting protein 2. Gene Ontology annotation, molecular function: SNARE binding. The transcript has 12 exons. Gene Ontology annotation, biological process: retrograde vesicle-mediated transport, Golgi to endoplasmic reticulum. Gene Ontology annotation, cellular component: Dsl1/NZR complex; endoplasmic reticulum membrane. The record is from RefSeq and is a predicted model, not a curated record. NCBI's taxonomy places the organism in Eukaryota, Viridiplantae, Streptophyta, Pinopsida, Cupressales, Cupressaceae. The coding region runs from base 204 to 7253 and encodes 2349 amino acids.